Messenger RNA from Fusarium tjaetaba, 1332 nucleotides. RefSeq lists its product as uncharacterized. The transcript has 2 exons. Bases 1 to 1332 code for a protein of 443 amino acids. The record is from RefSeq and is a predicted model, not a curated record. Lineage: Eukaryota; Fungi; Ascomycota; Sordariomycetes; Hypocreales; Nectriaceae.
AUGGCCAGCCCAAGGGCAUCGCACGGCCCUUCGACAUCUGAAAAAACACCUAUUCCUGAGCCUUAUAAUCGCAGCUCCCGGGCAGUCUGCAAACAGCUGCGUCAGAUACACAGGGCAUGUGGCCAGUGGCCUUGGGACUUUCUCCCUGGCCGGAUACCCGAAACACUAGAUAAACACAUAUUGGCACCGCUUGUUACGGCUGUUGAGUUUGCGUGCGAUGAUGAGCACCAUGUUACCCUGUCAGAGCUGACUGACUGGCUAAUGGGUCAGAAGGGGGACUGGGUUUUGACGUCAACGCAGUCUUCUAAUGCCCUGGAAUGGGUAACAUAUACCCAUGAUAAGAGAGCGAACAGGAGGAGAUCUACUCAUAAUGGGAUUAAUGGCAGCAGACCGUCUUCUCGAACGAGGAAGAGGCAACACUCAAACGACGAAGUGAUACUUCCGCGACCUCCACGCUCAGACACGCAGUCGCGCCAGAAGAAGCGCUUGCCCGAAAUCAGAUCGCCGACUGAUGACAUCGUGGCUCAGCCUGAGGCCCAAUCUGAGGCCGUCCCUGAGUCUGAAUUUGAGCCUGAGCUUGAGCCUGAACCCGAAGCUGAGCCUGAGCCGGAGCUGGACCAUGACAUGGAGAUGGAUGUGGAUGACAGCAAUCCCAACGGCGAUACAGGGGAGGAAACAAACACAGAGACGAACAGGAACCUAAGCGGAAAAAACAUACAAACACUUGAACAAGCCAUAGUAGCUUCAGCUCGUCGUAUUGAAGAAGCCCGCAACAAUCUCAAAGAAUACGAGGAUCAUCUACACAUCGAAAGAGAAGACUUGAAAGUGAUAGACGCCUUGCGAUCGGAAGCAUCAGAGUCUCACGAAGCUGCAAUACAAGAGUGGAGAGACGCCGUCCUGCAAGCAGAUACAAAACAGAACGAACUCCAACAGUUCCAAAAUCUCGCUCAGUCCUUCUCACGCGAUACACAAGCUGCCUUGGAACAACACAGCCAAAGCCUACGAGAACUAAGCGAACAAGCUAUCGAAGUGGAGAAACAAGCUGAAGACGAACUCCGAGCACGACGACGGGAAUUCUGCAUCCUCGAGGAUAAGAAAGAUACAAAGGAGGGUAUCAUGAAGAAGAUAUCAGCGCGGAUCAGGCGGUAUCAAGAUGAUAUUGAUGCGGAGGAGGUGAAACAUCAGAGAUUACUUGCGGAGCAUUACCUGGAGCUUUUGACCAAUGAUAUCAUACAGGGCAUUUCUAUCGCGGAUAUAUCAUAUGCGAAGAUUCUGGAGAUCAAGUUGGAGCGUGAUCAGAGAAUUUGGUACGAACGGAGACAGAUGAAUUAG